AUGGCGGUCCUCCUCGUCGGCCUGGCGGUGGCGCACGGCCCCGCCCCGUCGCCGGCCCACACCCCGUCCAAGUCCCCCCCCUCGCCGUCGCCCCAGGCCUCGCCCAAGGCGUCCCCGUCGCCUUCUCCGACGGCCGCGGCGACCACCCCGCCGCCGUCUCCCCACGGCCCAGCCGCCUCUCCCCCCGCCGCCCCCGUCCCCGCCGCCGUCUCCCGGGUCCGAGGCCCAAGCGCCGGUUCCUUCGCCGUCGUCGAUCGCGACGCCGCCGGCCGCGGCGCCAGCUCCGGGGCACAGUGGGGCCGUGAGCGGCAGGCUCGGCUUGGGCUUCGCCGGAGAGAUAUGGACGUGGGACAUAUCAUUACAAAGGCUUGA
Messenger RNA from Syzygium oleosum, 372 nucleotides. Its product is annotated as vegetative cell wall protein gp1-like. Bases 1 to 372 code for a protein of 123 amino acids. The transcript is spliced from 2 exons. Lineage: Eukaryota; Viridiplantae; Streptophyta; Magnoliopsida; Myrtales; Myrtaceae. The record is from RefSeq and is a predicted model, not a curated record.